Messenger RNA from Gadus chalcogrammus (walleye pollock), 2079 nucleotides. Its product is annotated as myosin-binding protein C, cardiac-type-like. Gene Ontology annotation, molecular function: myosin heavy chain binding. The transcript is spliced from 14 exons. NCBI's taxonomy places the organism in Eukaryota, Metazoa, Chordata, Actinopteri, Gadiformes, Gadidae. The record is from RefSeq and is a predicted model, not a curated record. The coding region runs from base 85 to 1398 and encodes 437 amino acids.
CCUUACUAUUAAAGCCGUAGGAAUGAGUGAGGCAGACGACUCUAGAAGCAGAGGCACUCUGUGAAGGGGAAGUCAACUCUGAGGAUGCCAGAGCCAACCAAAAAAGCAGUCUCUGCCUUUGUCAAGAAGCCAAAGGGUCAGGAGGCAGAAGAGGGCUCCUGUGUGGUGUUUGAGGCGGAGACAGAGAAGCACAACGCUAAAGUCAAAUGGCAGUGCGGCGCAAAGGACAUAGACAACAGCAAGACACACGUAAUCGCUGCAGACGGAAACAAACACUCCUUCACCAUACCAGCCGUCACCAAGGGAGAUGCCAAUGUCUAUGCGGUGAUUGCUGGGGGGUCGAAGGUGAAGUUCGAGCUGAAAGUUAUAGCAAAGCCAGGCGAUGGGGUACCGGACACCCAGAAGCCCCCGGCUACAGCUGACGUCCCGGGGGAUACGGCAGCAACUGGGACCCCGGCAGGAGAGGGGGAACCGAGCACUGGUCCGGUCCCUGCACCGGCAGACCCCCCUGCACCUGCAUCGGCAGAGCCCCCGGCAACGGCAGACCCCCCGGCCCCGGCUGCACCCACCGAGGAUGCUCAGCCCGACACCAGACAGGAUCUGACUGGUCUGUUCACAGAGAAACCGCAGAGUGGAGAAGUUACCGUUGGUAAGACCAUCACGUUUGUGGCCAAGGUGCACCUUGGCACGCUGUUGAAGAAACCAGCUGUCAAAUGGUUUAAGGGGAAGUGGAUGGACCUCGCGAGCAAGUGUGGGAAACACCUGCAGCUUAAGGAGACGUAUGAUCGGAAAACCCAGAUCCAUACCUUUGAGAUGCAAAUUGUAGAGGCCAAGCCCAACUUUGCAGGGGCUUACAGAUGUGAGGUGUCAUCCAGGGAUAAGUUCGACAGCUGUAAUUUUGAUCUGAUCGUACACGAGGCCUGUGCUGUUGAAGGCUUUGACAUCAGGGCAGCUUUUAGACGCACGAGUGAAGCGAAGAGAAGUGGAACUUCAUCAAGUAGCAUUGAUGGGAAAGAGGAUUCGGGGGAGCUGGACUUCAGCGGCUUGCUCAAGAAGAGGGCUACGCAGACGAACGCAGGGCCUGAUGUGGAUGUCUGGGAGAUUCUCAAGAAGGCCCCUGUAACAGAUUAUGAGAAGAUUGCCUUCCAGCACGGCAUCACAGACCUGCGGGGCAUGCUCAAGAGACUGAAAAAGAUGAAGAAAGAAGAGAAGAAAAGUGAAGCCUUCAACAAGAAGCUGGAUCCUGCCUACCAAAUAGAGAAGGGCCAUAAAAUUAAGUUAGCCAUUGAAGUGACUGAUACAAACGCCUUGGUGAAGUGGAUGAAGAAUGGACAGGAGAUUCAGCCCACUGGAAGGUCUGCUCACAUUCAAUUAAAAAAGAUGGAAACAACUAAAUAAUAACUAUGCUCAAAGUAUGAGUAAUGUUUUGUUCCCUUCCCCUCUUGUCUCUCCUAUCCUAUGAUUUCGCCUCACAAUUCUCCUCCUUCCUAAAAUUGUUGGACUUGCUUCAUUGCCAUUCGAUUACAUCACCAGCAAGUACAUCUUCGAGAGCGUUGGCAACAUGCGCUACCUCACCAUCAACCACUGUUCCCUGGCUGACGACGCAGCCUACACCUGCGUGGUGGGAGAGGAGAAGUGCACCACUGAGCUUUUCGUCAAAGAGCCUCCCGUAACCAUCGUGAAGGACCUGGAAGAUCAGAUGGUGAUGGUGGGAGAGAGGGUGGAGCUGGAGUGUGAGGUGUCCGAGGAGGGAGCUCCUGUCAAGUGGGAGAAAGAUGGCGUGGAACUGACAAGAGACGAGUCAUUCAAGUAUCGCUUUAAGAAGGACGGCCUGAAACACAUACUGAUCAUAAACGAGGCUACGAAAGAAGACUGCGGCCACUACAGAGUCAAGACCAACGGAGGAGAGUCAGUAGCAGAACUAAUGGUGCAGGGUAGGUAUUUGUGGAUAAUUAUUAACAUUGAAGCACAUAAUUCAACUAGAAAAGGCAUUCACAAAUAUAUUACAAAGAUAAUCUAAAAUUAGAAAUUGUGGAGAAUUAAUUUUUUUAUUGAACAGUUUUUAUUAUUUGAAGAUAA